Camponotus floridanus (Florida carpenter ant) is the source of this 995-nucleotide messenger RNA. RefSeq names its product leucine-rich melanocyte differentiation-associated protein-like. Gene Ontology annotation, molecular function: protein binding. Gene Ontology annotation, biological process: melanocyte differentiation. The record is from RefSeq and is a predicted model, not a curated record. Bases 41 to 796 code for a protein of 251 amino acids. Lineage: Eukaryota; Metazoa; Arthropoda; Insecta; Hymenoptera; Formicidae. The transcript has 4 exons.
CUCUAUUUAUGUGGGGCAACGUGCUCACAUAACAUGCAACAUGGCGGGUUUCAGUCAGCAAGACUUCAACAGGAGCGCAUUGACACUCGAUAAUGGACGGGCUUGGUACACUGGACAAAGAACAGAAAAGAUUCCCAGUGGAUUGGUAGGAGUCGUCGGUCACAAUUGUCUUGGACUGGAUCUCUCCUACAACGAAUUGACCACCGUUUCCGGCGUAAAGGAUUUUGAGCAACUUCAAGAAUUGAUUCUGGACAAUAAUAAGCUCGAUGAUCUUAAAACGCUGCCGUGUAUCCCGACUUUAACUACGUUGAGUAUAAAUAACAACAAGAUAUCCAACAUUGACAGAGCUCUCGAGCAAAUACGAGAAUGUUGUCCUAAUAUAGAGUACGUGAGCCUCCUGGGCAACCCUGGCUGUCCCGAUCAGCUCACCAAUCCGGUGUCCACCGACGAGGACGAUUAUGAUCGUUACAGGCUUUAUGCCAUUCACAUUUUACCUCCGAGUCUUCGUUUCCUGGACUCACGAAGAAUCACUCAACAAGAGAGACUGAAUGCUAAAGCUCGUGGCAAAUACUCCAGGACAAUCAAACUUGUUCCGGAAUUAGUACGCAAGUUUGUACCUAGAUCAACGUACGCUGGUAACGAGUUCGACGACAUAUAUUUCAACAUCCAUUAUACGCCCUUGCCGAACUCACAACGUACUCCUCAGGAUCACAGAGGUGCGUACGGUAAGUGCAAGUAUCGAUACUCCGGCAAGAAUUCAGAGGGCAAUCGAUUCAUCUCGAAUAACGAUCUCUAAUUGAAAAGAAAUUGUCCAAAUAUAUUUUUAAGCGUGGCCUUAAAAUAUCGAAGCGAUGUUUCUAGUCAGAUAUGAUUGAUAACGAAAUAUUAUCAAUGUGAAAUAUCAAUGUGAAAUAUCUCCCAUAGAUUUUGAUGUUAUUAAAGUUUAUCAUGCGAUAUAUACGAUUAGUAUUACCGAUUCUAAUGAUAAAAGUAUA